Molecule: messenger RNA, 472 nt
Organism: Panicum virgatum (switchgrass)
Lineage: Eukaryota; Viridiplantae; Streptophyta; Magnoliopsida; Poales; Poaceae
Exons: 4
Coding region: 11-472 (153 amino acids)
Source: RefSeq, a predicted model, not a curated record
AAUAUACAGGAUGAUAAGGAAAUUGAAGACGAAACCUUCACCUAUCUGUUCUCAGGUUCCCAUAAAUGUAACCAUUGAUCAACUCGUGCCUCCUAUUGCAGAUGAAGGAGCUACUGGCCCAGACAUUGCUGGUAUUGCAGGAAGCCAUCAUAAUGCUGAUGCUGCAACCUCAAACUACAGUGUGACUAUACCAACACCAGGUGUUGUUUUGGACACCGACGAUCCAGAACCAUAUCAGAUGGAAGCAACUGAUAUGGCAACUGACGACCCCCUAGGCCCUGUUCUUUUCCAUCCUUGCACUCAAAACGAGCCCAUCCAGCGUCCAUCAAUUGUUCCUAGACCACAACGCCUUACCAAAUGCCCAGCCAUGUACGUGUCACCUUUUAAAGGUGAUCCACAACGAGCAAAAGUUCCUAUGUCAAAAGCACUCGCUGUAAUGAAGAAGUUCCAUCCCUCGCCUGAAAGUGUUUAA